UGUGUGGCUUGGAGGAAUUGAUUUGGAAACUUACCUGCAUUCAUCUUGUGUGGAGAACCUUUCAAGAUCGUCCCGAACCAUUCAUCCUUUAUAUUUACGUUGCAGCUUAAUCGACGAUGAAUACAGCAGUGAGCAAAAACCUUCACCAUAGUCAUUUGGUGAAGAUAAAUGGUGUGCAAGUGAAUGGAAUGUACCUUAACGGCCCAACACUGGACACCAGGGCAACCUAUAAGUUUGUGGAGGAUGCCGUAUCGCUGAUCCUCGAUGAGGCAGUGAAGAAGGGCACAGACAUCUUGGAAAAGGUGUGUGAGUGGCAACCUCCAGAGAAGCUGAGAGAGAUCCUAGAUCUAGAGCUGAGGGAUGGGGGGGAGCCCCAAUCCAAGAUCCUGAAACGUUGCCAAGAUGUCAUACGAUACAGUGUAAAAACUGGUCACCCCCACUUCUUUAACCAGCUGUAUGCUGGGAUGGACCCCUAUGCCCUGGUGGGACGCUUCAUCACCGAGACCACCAACCCCAGCCUGUACACGUAUGAAGUGGCCCCCGUGUUUGUGCUGACGGAGGAUGCAGUGCUGAGGAAGAUGAUGGAGUUUGUGGGAUGGGAGGGAGAGGGUGAUGGUAUAUUCAGCCCAGGUGGCUCCAUUUCCAACAUGUAUGCGGUGAACGUGGCCCGAUACUGCUGCUGCCCCGACAUCAAAGAGCAGGGCUUAUCCGCCAUGCCCAGGCUGGUCCUGUUCACGUCACAGGAGUGCCAUUACUCUGUAGCAAAAGCUGCAGCCUUCCUUGGAAUUGGAACCAAGAAUGUUUAUGUGGUGUCUUCUGAUGAAAGAGGAAAGAUGAUUCCCGCAGAGCUGGAGAAGGAGGUGCUGAGGGCCAAAGCAGAGGGAGCUUGUCCGUUCAUGGUUAAUGCCACCUCAGGAACAACUGUGCUGGGGUCCUUCGACCCCCUAGAGGAGAUUGCAGACAUCUGCCAGGCACACAAACUCUGGCUCCAUGUUGAUGCUUGUUGGGGUGGGGCUGCUCUGCUCUCCAGAAAACAUCAGCACCUCCUGAAGGGCAUUCAGAGGGCCAACUCUGUGGCCUGGAAUCCACACAAGAUGCUGAUGGCAGGGCUGCAGUGUUGCGCCUUUAUGGUCAGAGACAAAACGGGUCUGCUGCAGAGGUGCCACUCUGCUCGAGCAACCUACCUCUUCCAGCAAGACAAGUUCUAUGACAUCAGCUAUGACACGGGCGACAAGUCCAUCCAGUGCAGCCGAAAGCCUGACGCCUUCAAGUUCUGGCUGUUGUGGAAGGCAAUAGGGACCCAUGGCCUGGAGGAGAGAGUAAACAAGGCCAUCGCUCUGGCCAGGUAUCUGGCUAUGGAGAUACAAAAGAGAGAGGGUUUCCGCCUUCUGAUGGAGCCUGAAUAUGCCAAUGUGUGCUUCUGGUAUAUUCCUCCCAGCCUAAGGAAAAUGCCUGACAGCAAAGAAUUUUGGGAGAAGAUCCACAAUGUUGCCCCUGUAAUCAAGGAGAGAAUGAUGAAGAAAGGCUCCAUGAUGAUUGGGUACCAGCCUCAUGGGAACAAGGUCAACUUUUUCAGGCAGAUUGUCAUCAGUCCCCAGCUGGGCCGAGCAGACAUGGACUUUGUCCUGGAUGAAAUUGAAAGGCUGGGACAGGACCUAUAACUACAGCAACUGGGGCUUCUGUACUGUAUUGGGGAGGGGAAGGAACCCAAGUUACAUCUCUCUGAAAGAAAUAAUAUUUAUUACCGCAAUAAAGGAGUUUACACUAAUAUAGCUGGGCUUUAUUUUAUACAAAUCAUGUAAUUAAUCAUUUAAAUUGUAAAUUAUAUUUAUAAUAAAACAUUUUUAGUAACAGUUGCAAUUCAAUACAUUCAAUGAACAUUCACCGCUGACAAUGUGAAUUGAGAGGGAAAUGCUUUGCUUCUGUGUGCAAGCAUCAUCAGAUAUCUAGCGUUUUUCUUCUUUAUUACUGGUCAGACCUCAUAGUCUCGUCAGUGGUCACAUUAAUUGUCUUGUCUGUCAAAAUAAUAGAUUACUUAUUUUAUUCUGUCAAACUGUCAACCACUAUUCAGUAAAUGACAAGCAAUAACCCUGUCACUGCUUUCUUUUUCCAUGUCUGAUGUGCUUUCAAUAUGUGAAUGAAAUUACAGAUUGCUAAAUCAAAAUGCGAUGGACGGACCAAACAAAAUGGUCUUUAUAUUGCUGUCCAAGUUUAUUUGCAUUGACAGAUUGUGGUAGUAACCUAAGCCACCUUUCUUUUUUAGCUGGUGUGUCAAAUGUACAUUUUGAGCAUAGGCUGGUUUGCCAGUUGGUAUUACUCAACAGUUUGUUUUCUUCCACCUCAACGUUAAACCCACAUUUUCCACAAUAAAACCUUUUUUUCCUCAUGUGAUCCUGCUGAAAUGGAUACUAGA
Molecule: messenger RNA, 2413 nt
Organism: Conger conger (European conger)
Lineage: Eukaryota; Metazoa; Chordata; Actinopteri; Anguilliformes; Congridae
Product: acidic amino acid decarboxylase GADL1-like
Exons: 15
Coding region: 117-1661 (514 amino acids)
Biological process (GO): carboxylic acid metabolic process
Cellular component (GO): cytoplasm
Molecular function (GO): carboxy-lyase activity; pyridoxal phosphate binding
Source: RefSeq, a predicted model, not a curated record